Messenger RNA from Xyrauchen texanus (razorback sucker), 4976 nucleotides. Its product is annotated as cordon-bleu protein-like 1. The transcript has 14 exons. NCBI's taxonomy places the organism in Eukaryota, Metazoa, Chordata, Actinopteri, Cypriniformes, Catostomidae. Gene Ontology annotation, molecular function: actin monomer binding. The record is from RefSeq and is a predicted model, not a curated record. Bases 288 to 3845 code for a protein of 1185 amino acids.
CUCGCACUAACCCAUCGUGUCAUGACUUGAAUAUAUGCGGGGCUUCUGUCUCCCUCUCUGUUAAAUCGCAACAGAGAAGCGUCUGUUGACUGGGGCAGGACUCUGGAAAAUAUGGUGGGAGUUGCAGAUUUUUAAGACCCAAAGGGGAGUAACGGGACAGAAGUGAUGCAGAAAGUGUAGAGGGAGAAGACAGUGUUCAGUUGUGACAGGACAAACACUUCUAACACAAACGUGCUGCUGCUGAAGUUGAUAAAAGUGAUGAUUUUGGCGUUUUGGCAUCAAGACUGAUGACACUUGACAGACGCGGGAAACAUCGAGGGCGUGCCAGGGAUUUCAGAGCCGCACAGACCACCACAGGAAUGGAUGGUAAUGCGCACAGCCGACCACCUGACCGAAGGAGAUCUUCGAAGAGCAAAGCUCCACCUCCUCCACCAGUUCUGAAAGGCCUGGAUGCUCCUCUGCUCAACCAGAAACUCCCCGCGUCCCCUCAUCAAGCCAUGGAGCAGAAGGAGAACCUACUGAAGCAAGAGCUGACACUGAUUGUGGUCCUUCCUGGAGGAGUGGAGAAAACUACUGUGGUGCAUGGCAGCAAACCUAUGAUGGAUCUGCUUGUAACGCUUUGUGCAAAGUACCACCUGAAUCCUUCUGAUCACACCAUUGAGCUCAUCACCAACAACAGGAACCAUGUGAAGUUUAAACCCAAUGCCCUGAUCGGAGCCCAGGAGGCAGAGAAGAUCUUGCUGAAACCGAAAGGCAUGAAAGAUAAAAGCAAAAAGACAGGACCACAGAUGCCAGAGGCAACAGUACGACUAGUGAUAAACUACAGGAAAACACAGAAAACUAUUCUCAGGGUGAGUCCACGGGUUCCUCUACGAGAACUGCUGCCCGCUAUCUGCGAGAAAUGUGAAUUUGAUGUGUACACCACAGUUUUAUUGCGAAAUGUCCAUUCUGAAGACACUUUGGACCUGAGCAGCUCCCUCAAUGACUAUGGCCUUAGGGAAGUUUAUGCAAAAGACACCAAAGUUAUUACCCCUGGAAGUCCUGGAAGUCUUCCACCAUCUCCUACUCGCUCAGAAAUAAUUCAUCGUGGAAAAGACAAAAUACAGAAGGAGAAGGAAAAUAAAGGACUGUUCGGCUUAUUUAGAAAAGGAAGUAAGAAACUAUCAGAACAGUCAACGACCGUGAGUGCACCAGCAUCGCCAGUGCACAGAAGACAGAGGCCAGACAGUAUGAGUUCUUUAAGUACUUAUUCGCCGACGUACGAUUCAAACACCAUGCCCUCCGACACGCCAAAGAAGAGAAGAGCCCCGUUACCACCUUGCUUGAUGUCACAGAGCAUGCCGACGGACCUCAGUCAUCACCAAGGCAACGCUCAAACCCCAGCACAUCCUGAUGGCAACCAGCAUACGGCCCCCUUGAGCCGCGGAUCCUCGACAGAGUCGUCCUUCAAGAAGUCGUCCACCAAGCGGAAGGCCCCACUGCCCCCCGCCUUGACAAGCGUCGCCCCUCAUGAUGAAGUUACACAGGAAAAAGACUUGGCAGAAACUGUGCUGGCGUCUCCACUGGAGGAGAUCAAAGAAGAGGUCUCCAUGAAAACAGAGUGUCAGGCAUGCCCUUUAGAAGAAGAGCACCUGGAAGAUGACAGCAGCUUGAAUCUGUCCGCUGACAUCUCUCUGGACUCAGGCCAAGCUGGGACCUUGCAAGACUCUGAGAGUGUAGAAAGUGUAUCACCACUUGGGACGGCCAGAGAAAAUCCAUCAAGCAACCUGUCCGUAGAUAGAGCAGUUGAUGAGAGCACAGUGAAUGGAGAGUUAAAAUCAGACCAGGCCGGAAGAAUCCAAUCGGAAGAGAUCGAGCCCCUGAAAGAGAAGACCGAAAAGGUGACUCCAUCUUCUCAAAUUGGCCCUGUUUUAAAGGAGGUUUCAGUGAGUGACACAGAGACGGAUUCAUCUUUGUUUAACAUGCCUCAAACGUCAGAAUGCGGCAUUCAGACAUUGUACACACACACAGACUUACACGCUCAGUGCUUUGAUUCCAACACGGUUGCUUUGCAAGCAGUUCCCAAGUCUUCCCCUAAGCCAAGCCGUUCAGCUCACUUUGAAGAACUGACACAGAACACCGACCGUAGUUCAGUCAGCUUUGCUCAAACCAAGACGCAAAUGCAGACAGAACCCGAGACUCUCCCUACUGAACCAUUGCCUAGCUUUUGCAAUGAACCCCCCAUGAUGCCUUCCUCACCCUCAACGGGGCUAAAGAGGGACAUGGCCACUUCCACAGAAGAGCUGCUUGUUCCUCAAUCCCAAACACCUACAGUUCAAACUUCAAAGUGUCCAGCAUCGACACCAACUUCCCCUAAAUCAGAUAACAUACUGUAUUUUGCAGACACAGAGCCUAAACCCAAACCAUCCAAAGAACUGACCCGUGAAUACAUCCCCAAAGUGGGCAUGACCUCCUACACCAUCGUCCCUCAGAAGGCUCUAGAAAAGCUACGUUCUUUUGAGGUUGAACUAACUCUGGAGCCACGCGAUGAUGGGAGUGUCAAGAACCUGGACGCAAAAAUCGUUCAAGCUCAAACUACAAACAUCUCACCUCCACCAGGCCAACUUCCCUUGUUCACCAAUGGAAUUAUCGCUCUUAAUGGCCAUAAGAAUGCCUCCAUAAAAGCCACUGAGCUUUCGCCGACGAUUCCACCUGUUUCACCAACAGCCAGUAUUUCUUCACCCUCGUCCCCAUUCGGUGAAGGAAACGAGUCCUUCAUCAAGGAGAAGGUUCCACCUGCAACAAGACCCAAACCAGCUUCAUUCCGCUUGCCACAGCACAAACGAACACCCGGGGAUUAUGUCAUCUCUGCAGCUGUACGUAGAUCGAGUGUUGGCAGCACAUGUAGCAGCAGCAGCACCUGUAGCAGUCCUGCAGCUAGACCAAAGGAAGCUGCAAGCAGUCUGCAGUCAGAUGCUUCCCUUAGGACUGUGCCUCCACUGCCAGUAGUACAGUGGGACAGAGAAGAGCAACAUGCCGAACUAAGUGAUGUUCCUCUGCCCGAGGUCCAACCGAAACCUCAACCCAUUUUGAAAGAUGUCGAGGCUUCAAGUUAUGUUCCUCUACCCGAGGUCCAACCGAAACCUGAACCCAUUUUGAAAGAUGUCGAGGCUUCAAGUGAUGUUCCUCUACCUGAGGUCCAACCGAAACCUGAACCCAUUUUGAAAGAUGUCGAGGCUUCAAGUGAUGUUCCUAUGCCCGAGGUCCAACCGAAACCUCAACCCAUUUUGAAAGAUGUCGAGGCUUCAAGUGAUGUUCCUCUACCUGAGGUCCAACCGAAACCUCAACCCAUUUCUAAAGUCGUUGAGGCUUCAAAAUUUCCACCAUCCUCUCUUCUCUCUCGGCAAAAGAGUCUUCCCACGAAUCCCAGGCCUUCUUUGAGUCUGGAGAAGUUGAGAAGAUUUGCGGCACCCAAACCGUUUUCCCCCACAUCACCUUCUCGUUUUGCCCAAGCUGUGUCGUCGGCUGUGAAGAGGUCCCAGUCUCUUACCCAUCGUCCUUUGGGGCAAUCACCACGCAAGCUGCCUGUUUAUCCUCUCUCAGCACAAAGCUCCAUUAGAGAGUCCCCCGAACCUCCAACAAGUUCUGUGACAGACAAUGGAGAAGGACGCACGGAGGGACAUAGAGAGGCCCCAUCAGAAACAGCAGGCCCUGGCGACCCAGCGCAGAGCUCCGCCCAACAUGAAGACAUGGGAACAUGUAAGAUUGGAAAUACUCAGCCAACAUUACCAAGGUCUGAAGCAUCCUUAGUGCUGUCUCCCACGUUGAAGGGAACAUCGGAAGCCUUGCGCUCUGUGGAGGAGUGAAGCAUUCCGACUUCCCUUAAUUCACUCUGUGCCUUCAUUGACAGAAGUUCACUGAUUCCCAAACAUCCCGAAAAUAUCCCAUCUCCAGUGUUCUUUCACCCUCUCCAUCUUUGCAGCAUUUAGAUUUAGAUUUUUAGGUGGCUCACGAUUCAAAGGACUUUCGGCCCUUUUAUUCCGGAUCUGGGCAGAACUGCGUAGAGCGCAGUUCUUCCACUGUCACCUUCACGGUGCGUCACUUUCUACGAUACGAACAUGUCUUAAUGUAAAGAGUUUGUUGAUUGAUCAACUAGCGCAGAGAGAUUACUUUUAUUUGACGCUGAGCAGAUAAGUGGAGGAGAUGAACUAUGACUGUGGAUUCCUUCUAAUUUAUUAUUAGUUCAGAAACACAUUUUUUUUUAACAUUUUUUCCCCCCCUUGCUCAGUUAAAGUAACAAAUGUAUCGUAUUAAUGUUAUCAAAUUUUGAAAUGUAUCCAGUUGAAUAUGUUCCGGUUGCUUUCUGAUGUUAUGACAUUAUGACAUGUGUAAAUGUGCGGAGUCACAGAAGAUGCGCUGUUCUAUUUUGAGGCCUUUAUUACAUUUAAAUUAUUAUGUGUAGAUUUGAUUAUAUAAUUAUUAUUCAAUGUAAAAUGGUACUGAAAUAUUCCCAAUUAUUCAGUCAUACAAACCCCUCCCUUUUCUCUUGUUAUACAUUGGUGCAAAGUGUAUUUUUGUCAAUUAUUGGCUGUUUUUUUUGUUCUUGAUCAUAAAUAAUAAUACAUUAUUGUCAUUGUUGAACAGGUCUUUGGGGCCUAACAAUCUUUUAAACAAAGCUUUUGGCAUGACAGAAGACACUGGGCUUAUGUGUUGUUUUGAGGAGAAUACUGCUGUAUUAUCUGAACUCUCCUCUCUUCUCUGUAUUAAAAUAUAACAGACCUUUAAAGUUUGAGCCCUCUGAUUGUGUGUUAUUAAUGAGUGAAAUUGUGAUUAUGACAUUUUAAAGCUGUAAAGCUGCCAUUGCACGAGGCUUUGAGCUCUGCGAUGGCAGCAAACUCUGACUUUCAAAAUGUAAUGACUAUUUACUGAAGUUUGAUUAGGACUUGAGCUUUAUUUGUUGUCAAUCAGCUUUGUAACAGAAUGCACAGACAUUUAUG